Messenger RNA from Elephantulus edwardii (Cape elephant shrew), 1722 nucleotides. RefSeq names its product ATP-binding cassette, sub-family B (MDR/TAP), member 10 (gene ABCB10). The transcript is spliced from 13 exons. Gene Ontology annotation, molecular function: ATP binding; ABC-type oligopeptide transporter activity; ATP hydrolysis activity. The record is from RefSeq and is a predicted model, not a curated record. Lineage: Eukaryota; Metazoa; Chordata; Mammalia; Macroscelidea; Macroscelididae. Bases 1 to 1722 code for a protein of 573 amino acids. Gene Ontology annotation, cellular component: membrane. Gene Ontology annotation, biological process: transmembrane transport.
AUGCCCUGGUGCCCUCUGCUUCCAGCUGCUGUUGGAUUUCUGACUGUGUCCAGCAUCAUCACCAUGUCUGCGCCUUUCUUCUUGGGAAGAAUCAUUGAUGUUAUUUAUACAGACCUGACUGUAGACUACACUAGCAAGCUGACUAGCCUCUGUCUUGCCCUCAGUGGAGUGUUUCUUUGUGGAGCAGCUGCCAAUGCCACCCGUGUCUACCUCAUGCAGACCACAGGUCAGCGCAUUGUGAAUCAAUUGAGAGUGUCUUUAUUUUCCUCUGUUUUGAGGCAAGAAGUUGCUUUUCUUGACAAGACUCGUACAGGGGAGUUGAUUAACCGCCUCUCAUCAGAUACUGCACUCCUGGGACGUUCAGUGACGGAAAACCUCUCAGAUGGCCUCAGGGCCGGGGCCCAGGCUUCUAUUGGCAUCGGCAUGAUGUUUAUAAUCACACAGGAGUUUGCCUUUCUCUUGAGGAUUGUGCCUCCAAUAUCCAUCCUUGCUGUGAUUUAUGGACGAUAUCUACGGAAACUAACCAAAGUCACCCAGGAUUCCCUGGCACAGGCCACUCAGCUAGCAGAGGAAUGUAUUGGAAAUAUAAGAACAGUUCGAGCUUUUGGGAAAGAAAGCCUAGAAAUGAACAAGUACAGCGUCUCCGUGGAUCACGUGAUGCAGCUGGCAAGGAGGGAAGCACUUGCACGGGCUGGCUUCUUUGGAGCAGUGGGACUCUCUGGGAACCUGAUUGUGCUCUCUGUCCUGUACAAAGGAGGACUACUGAUGGCCAAUGCCCACAUGACAGUGGGGGAGCUCUCUUCCUUCCUCAUGUAUGCUUUCUGGGUUGGACUGAGCAUUGGAGGUCUGAGUUCCUUCUACUCGGAGCUGAUGAAAGGACUGGGUGCUGGAGGACGUCUCUGGGAACUCCUGGAGAGAAAGCCUGUGCUACCCUUCAAUGAAGGUGUCAGUCUAAAUGAGAAGGCCUUCCACGGCACCUUGGAAUUUAAGAAUGUGGAUUUUGCAUAUCCAGCCCGUCCAGAAGUGCCCAUUUUCCAGGACUUCAGUCUUGUUCUCCCAUCAGGAUCUGUCACAGCACUAGUUGGUUCCAGUGGGUCGGGCAAGUCCACAGUGGUCUCACUCCUGCUGAGGCUGUAUGACCCCCAUUCUGGGACUGUCAGUCUUGAUGGCCAUGAUAUCCGUCAGCUAAAUCCAGUCUGGCUGAGAUCCAAGAUUGGCACAGUGAGUCAGGAACCAAUUUUGUUUUCCUGUACAAUUGCUGAGAACAUUGCUUAUGGUGCAGACGACCCUACCCAUGUGACUGCCAAGCAAGUGGAAAGGGCAGCUGAUAUGGCCAAUGCAGCCACCUUCAUUAAACAUUUUCCUGAUGGAUUUAAUACUGUGGUUGGGGAAAAGGGAAUUCUCCUUUCAGGUGGACAGAAACAGCGGAUUGCAAUUGCACGUGCUCUGCUCAAGAAUCCCAAAAUCCUUCUUCUAGAUGAAGCAACCAGUGCAUUGGAUGCUGAGAAUGAGUACCUUGUACAAGAAGCGCUGGAUCGGAUAAUGAAAGGAAGAACUGUGUUAAUUAUUGCCCAUCGGCUGUCCACCAUUAAGAAUGCCAAUAUGGUUGCUGUUCUUAACCAAGGAAAGAUUACUGAAUUUGGGAAACAUGAAGAACUGCUUUCAAAACCAGAUGGUAUAUACAGAAAGUUAAUGAACAAACAAAGCUUUAUGUCAUCAUAA